This is a messenger RNA of Gregarina niphandrodes, 1215 nucleotides long. RefSeq lists its product as hypothetical. Lineage: Eukaryota; Apicomplexa; Conoidasida; Eugregarinorida; Gregarinidae. Gene Ontology annotation, molecular function: phosphoric diester hydrolase activity. Bases 1 to 1215 code for a protein of 404 amino acids. Gene Ontology annotation, biological process: lipid metabolic process. The transcript has 3 exons. The record is from RefSeq and is a predicted model, not a curated record.
AUGAACCAAGAUGGAGAAACUCUAGUCAGCAGCAGUAAGAAAUAUAAGAGCUCUGCAAUUCUAGAUUGGUAUAUACCUGACUAUCCGUGGCGAGUAAUAAAGAGAGUAUCCGCGGCUUGUUCUACGUUGAACCCGGAAUGCAACAGCGUGCCUCGAGAGAGCCUGGCGCGUGUGCGAGAUCUCAUCAAACUCGCGUUCAAAUACUCGACAGUGGACAAACCUGUAGGACUCUACCUGGAAAUCAAACAUCAAAUGUGGCACGCCAGUCGUCGAGAUAUUGACUUGAUUUACGAGUUGCUGGUGCUGCUCGAAGAAUAUGGAGGAGACGACCUUGAAUUUCCCUUUCCAAUAUACCUUCAAACUUUCGAAUAUCCCGACCUUGUUCGGCUUCGAAAACGAGUUGGCUUUUACACAAACAUUUGUCUCGUUGCGCUCUUGGACGAGACCAGUCAUGUUACCCACGACCACGUCCUUCGUAAACUACCUCCCGCCGAUUUUAUCGAGGUGAUUGGCCCCACCGAGGCCGAGGUUACUGGCCCCAUCGAGGUCGAGGUUACUGCCAUAGAAAAAGUUGGCGCGGUCGCCGCAGGAACCCGCAUCCAUGAAGACACGGUGGGACGAGAGACGGCGGGACGAAAAACGGUGGGACGAGAGACGGUGGGACGAGAGACGGUGGGACGCAUCAACGGAUUGGAGAUGAUGUCGGCAGUUUGGGUUCGGCUGAGCGGUAACUGCGAAGAGAUAUGUAGUGAGGACUGCCUGGGCAUGGGCUACAUGUCCACUGUUGUGGCUUCCGCUAGGCGGAUUACGGAUCAGGAAUGGUACGAAAAAUGUCCGUCGGAGCUGCAGCAAAUCGAGUCGCGCAUCUUUUACUCGUGUGCGGACGAACAUGUGUGCUCCGCACACGCCGUAACCGACGACCUGGACACGUGCAGCGCCGAGAUGCCUUGCGUCAACCGAGAGCAACACCUCUCUUCCUUCUGGACCACGAACGACCGACACGUUGAUAUCACUUGCAUCGCAGACAUCCUGGGUCCUGACUUGAACCUACUCCGAGCCCACCCAGACCUUGCUGAAGAGAUCUCCAACAGAAAUAUUCAGCUGCACGCUUGGACAAUCAAUGAUAGACAGACAUUGGAAGAUUCGGUCGCCAUGGGUUGUCAGGGAGUGUUUACUGACGACUAUGAAAUGGCGUACAAUCAUUUCCAUCAAUAA